AUGGCGUCCAAUAAUCCCGGCUACACAUACCCGCGCCCGCAACAACAGCAGCAGCAUCAGCAGCAGCCCCAACAGCAGCACCCCUCGAUCCAGAACCACACCCACAUCCAGCAGAGCUUCUCACAGCAGGGAAACUACGGCGUAAGUAGAGGUGGCGGAGAUGUCGGCAGUGGUGGAGGAGGAGGAGGUGGUGGUGGUGAAGCUUCGGGAAGGACUGAAUAUGCGGCAGAGAGAUGGCCCGACUACGGGGCUCCGCAGCAGCACCAUGGACAGUACUCGCCUGGGCUCCAGCACGUCCAGGCACCUUCGUCUAUUAACUCUAGGACAUCUACUGUUAGCCCAGUACCGGGCCGCGCAGUGGGCACUUUCAAUGGCGGAGGCAGUAGUGGUGGAGGUGGAGGAGUGGGAAUGGCAGUAGGAGGAGGAGGAGGGGGAGGAGGGGGAGGCUACGACCAAUACACUGGCGCGCACUAUCAAUCGCAACCAUCAGCCACCACCGCUGCUACCGCAAACCAGGGCAGCUCGCGGACCGUGACUGCGGGCGCUAGUUUUGGCGGCUACAACAACUACGGCACCCACUACACGCAGUCGCAGCCGCCCAUAACCAUCGCCGAGAUGCAACAGCAGCAGCAGCAGCGCACGGCACCGCAGCAGCGAGUGGCGGCGCCAGAGUAUAUCGACUACUCCACUGCCGCUGCUGCUGCCCCCUCUACCCACGCGCACACCCACACGCACACCCACACCCCUGCAACAACCGCGUCGCAGAACUACACGCCAUCGUACCAGACUGCAGACUCGAUCCGCACGCAGCAGGCAACGUCCCUGUCCACGCCCACGCCCGUGUACCAGAACGCCGCCGCCGCCGCUACCACCACCGUCCCAUCAUCCUAUGAGGGCACAUACACACCCGUGGACCCGCAACCCCAGCGGCAGCAGCAGCAGCAUCGUCCACGACAACCCCAGGCCCAGCCUGCCGCCCCUGCACAACAACCCGCGAAACAGAAACAGCAGCCUCGCGCCCCCCAAUUCCAAUCGGUGAACCAGCAGCAGCAGUCACGCAACCCCCAACUCCAGGCCGUGAAGUCGCCGCAAUACCAACAACAGCCCGCGCCUGCCGCAACGAUGCAGUACAGCAAUGCCUUUUCCCAGUCGCAGCAGCAGCAGCAGCAGCAGCAGCAACAGCAACAGCAACAGCAGGAGCAACCAGCGAUCCAGCGCACACCCACACCAUCUUCAGUCGCAGCGCCAUACCACCAGCCGGCGCCCGUGCACUCGCCCCAGAUCCAACACACGCAUGUCACGCCAUCGCAGCUGCACUCCCCGCAGUUACAAUCCCCACAGAUCCACUCCCCGCAAAUGCAAACACAGUCCCCGCGCCAGGCCCCCGCCCAACCCCAAGCCCAGAUCCCGCAGCAGCAGCAACAAUACCAAGCCCCCGCACCCCCCUCCGAACCCCCCGCCCAGCAAAAAGCCAAGCCAAAGCCCCGCACUAAGAAGCCGCAAGACCCGAGCCUCCGCGUCAAGGCCUGGGAACCGACAAUGCCCAUGCUCUACCGGCAGGCAAUGCACCCGGCGCAUAACUACAUGCCCUCCGAGCCGCCGGCACAGGGGCUCGGCGGCGGCGGUGGUGGUGGUGGUGGUGCCAAGACGAUCACGAUUGAUCCACAGCGGGAGCAGGAGCAGCGCCAGCUGAUUGAGGCCCAGGCGAAGCGGAUAGAGGCCGACAUGCAUGCGGAUCUGCAGGCACGGAAGCAGGCGGAACAGAGGGUGCAGUAUGAGCGGCAGCAAGCGGAGCACCAGCAGCGGGCUUAUCAGGAAGCGCAGCAGCGGGCGCAACAGGGACAGCAAGCGCGCCAGCAGCAGCAGCAGCAGCAGCAGGAGCUACGCGCUCAACAUCUGAAGGCAGAGCAGCAGCUGCAGGAGCAGGAGAAUGCGCGGCAGCGGCAGGAGCAGGAGCAGGAGCAUUUGCGCGCGAUACAGGCGGCCCGCCAGCGGCGGCUUGAGCAGCUGGCGGAGCAGGAAGCCCAGCAGAUGCAGGUGCGGAUGGAGGCCCAGCGCCAGGCCGACCUACAACAAGCCCACCAGCAGCAGCAGCAGCAGGCCGAACAGCACGCCCAAGCACCCCCACAGCACGCCCAAGCACCCCCACAGCAAGCAAACCAAACCUACCCCGAAACCCAGAACUACCAAGCAGCCCCGGCACCAGAAGCGCGUCCAGCGGCACCGGCACCGGCGCUCAACAAGGAGCUGAUGGAGGCGCAGAUGAAGAUCAUGGUGGAGCGGAUGCGGUACUACCAGUCGGCGGACCCCAUCACGUUCCAGCAGGUGUGGGAGAACGUGCGCAAGAGCGGCGGCGGAAACAAUGCAGGCGCAAUUACUAACGGUAGUGCAAACGGCGCGAUUAUGGCUAGAGACGGGAGCGCGGGUAGUAGUAGUGGUAGUGGUAGUGGUGAGGACAGGGGACAGAAUAACAGUAAUGUAGAUACCCAGCGGCAGCCAGCCCAGAAUGCCAAUGCCAGUGCCAGUGUCCCAGCAGCCCCAGCCCCAGCCCCAGCGCCGCCGCCUGCACCAGCCCCAGCAGCAGCGGUGGUGGCCGCCCAACAACCAGCGCCAGCGCCGCCAGCACCCGUAGUAGUAGCAGCGCCGCCAGCCCAAGCCCAAGCCCCACUGCGCAAGUCCGGCCCCGUAGACAUCAAGACCGCGCGAGCAAUCAGUAAAUACCUUCACCAGCACUCUGGCCACAGCCCCCCGGAAGCCGCCAUUCUCGAGCUCAUUCUCAGCGUCACGAGCUUUAUUGCGCUGUGCGACAGGCUGGAGGUCAUGGGGUAUAAGUUCCACCGCGGUAACUUCUCGAGGUAUCUUUUGGUCGAGGUUGAUGGUGGAGACGCUGAAGAAGAGGAAGAACAAGCGGAGCUGGGGGUGGAGGCGGGUGAGAUUGAUAUGGGGGAGAGUAGGGUGCUGGGUGAGGUGGAGGAUGAUCAGGAACAGAUUCUUAGAGAGCUUAAUGAGACGCGGAGGUCGUCGCCUUCUCCUGUUGUUGUUGUGGAGGAGGUUGUGGAUGUGGAGGAGAUUGUGGCUAGUGUCACACCUGAGAGGGCUGUGGUGGGGGCGGCUGGUGCGGGCAGAAGUGCGGCUGAGGAGACGGGUAUAAAAACGAAGCGGGGGAGAGGCAGGCCGAGGAAGUCGACGGGACAAGAACAACAACAACAACAACAAACGCAGACACAGACACAGGCGGAGAGCGCGAUGAUGGAGGCUGAGGCACCAAAGACGCCGUCUGCGGAGGCGGAGGCGGCGAAUGGCAGCUCGCUUCCGACACCGACGAGUGUUGUUGUUGGGGGGUUUGGUUCUACUUCUACUUCUGCUGCUGCUCCACCACCAUCAUCUCUCUUUCACACCAACACCAACACCAACACCAACACCAACACCAACACUACAUCCCACCACACCAACAACGCCAACAACAAUAACAACAACACCAACAAGAACAAAAACAACAACUUCAUGCCCCCCCUCUCCAGCAACACCACCUCCCACUCCUCCCCCUCCCCCUCCCCCGAAGCAGGCACGUCCCCCACCGCCGAGUACCUCGCAAAACAAUACGUGCCCCGCCGCCCCACGCCACAGAGCGUCAAGGCCCGCGCCGCAGCAGCGCCCGCAACAGCCGGACGCCAGUUUGUCGCGCCAUCGCAGAUCUACCGCCCGCCGACGCCGCCGCCAAGGAUGGUCGAGCAAGAAGACAGGGCAGAUGUUGAGAUGAUUGACCCUGCCCCUGACCCUGCCCCUGCCCCGGCACAGGAAAAGGGAAAGGGAAAAGGAAAAGGAAGGCUCAUCGUGAAGCUAAAGGUUAAGAAGCCACCCGCUCCCGCACACGUUCCGGUACCGGUCCCGGCUAGCGCGACGAUCGAUUUGACGGGAACUACGCCUGAGCCCCCUACACACAACCACAACCACAUGCCCGCGUUUGGCGAGCUGCGCGAAGCAGACCUAGAGUGGGGGCAGCACACGCACGAGGCAAGCCCUGAAAAGCGCCCCGUUCUCAUCCCCAUCCCCAUCCCACUCCCUCUCCCACACGCAACCCCAGUCCCACCCCCAGCCCCAGCACCAGCCAAGCAGCGCGAAACCGUGAUCCAGCCGCUGAAGCGCGAAAAGGCGCUCGUCAAGCUCACAUACGACUCCACCACCAUCGCGCGCGACAUCCUGCUCGUAAUGGGACGGCACCCCGAGAUGCGUGCGCUGAAUGCGCAUCUGGACGCGCUGCGGUCGGUCGCGGGGAAUGAGGUGGAUCUGGCGACGGUGCGCUGGGACCUGUUGGAUCCUGGGCCGGAGUUUGUGAUGUUUGGGGGAGAUAUGGCGAUGGAGGUGGGGGAUAUGGCGGAUGACGAAGAUGAUGGCGGAGGUGCUGUUGCGGCGAGAGUGGUGGUGCCGCCGGCGGUGGGGAAAGUUAAAGGUGCGAUACAGCAGGUGGCGCCCGUGGCUGGAGCUGGAGCGGCAGGAAGGGGGAGGGGGAAGAAGAGGGGGAGUAUGAGUGUGCUGGGCGCUUCGGUGGCUAGCUUCGGUGCUCAGGGCGGGUUCACGACUGCGUCGAAUGGGAAUAGUGGUGGUGGUGCGGGCUCGGGCAACAAUACUACUGCCACGCCCGCCUCCGCCUCCGCCCCGGCCACAACACCGCGGACUCAGACUCAGACUCCCGCAGGGAACAACAACAACGGCGGCUCAACCGCGCGCACAGCCAGCACCCUCCGCACCGUCAUGACACCCGACGCCGCGGCAGCAGCUGCCGCCUCCUCCCCCUCGCGCAACUUCUCCGUCGUCAUCCAAUCCCCACGCACCAGUGGCCCGCGCCCACCGCCCCCCACCACAACCACAACCAACGCCCUCAAGCGCAAAUCCACCUCGCACUCACCAGCGCCCAAAAAGCCCGCGCGAAUGCGGCGCACCAAGGCGCGCGACGACCCGCCGCCAUCGGGGUUCAAGGUGUUCAAGUGCCGCUGGGAGCACUGCUUCGCGGAGCUGCACAACUUUGAGACGCUGCAUGUGCACGUCGUGCGUAACCACGGGAUCAAGGGCACGCAUGGCGGGUUUACGUGCCGCUGGGCGGGGUAUCCGUGGGAUUUUGAUACGCUGGAGCUGUGGACGGGACAUAUGGAUUCUGCGCACCUGGACGCUGUUCGGAGCGAGCUGGGCAUGGGGCCGGCGGUGGGGCUGUUUGACCGUGACGCAGCUGUCGCAAGCGACGUGGACUAUCUUUCCGAUAGCCGCGGACGGCAGGUUACGCCGAUUGCGCGGCCCGCGCCGGAGGGGUAUGUGUUUUUGCCGCCGCCGCAGGUUGCGAAUCGGCAUUUGGUGCGGGCGAGGAGGUUGGGGGCGGGCAUGGAGGGGAAUGAGAUGGAGGGGCUGAUUGAUAGGGAGAUGGAGGCGUCGUUGGGCGUGGUGUUGAUUAGGAGGGCGAGGCCGGAGGGGGAGGUGAGGAGUGGUGCUGGGGGGAGUGCUGGUGCUGGGGGGAGUGGGAGUGGGGGGCAGGGGCAGCAGGCGGAGGCCCCGGAUGCGGAUGGGUGGGUGAGGCAGAUGAGGUUUACUAUCCACCGUCCGUAA
Molecule: messenger RNA, 5595 nt
Organism: Morchella importuna
Lineage: Eukaryota; Fungi; Ascomycota; Pezizomycetes; Pezizales; Morchellaceae
Exons: 4
Coding region: 1-5595 (1864 amino acids)
Biological process (GO): regulation of transcription by RNA polymerase II
Cellular component (GO): ESC/E(Z) complex
Source: RefSeq, a predicted model, not a curated record